AUGGCCGCUUGGCCUGCACUGCAGUCCUUGUCUUUCAUCAUGCGCCACGACGAGCCACCCGCUCCAGACCCAGACCCCCGUCCUUUCUGCCUCCCAGCGCUUCAAGAGCUCACGAUCUCGGACACGGACGGCGACGCGGCCCAAUUCUUCGCCAGGGCGCAGCUCCCCGCGCUCCACAAGCUCUGGUACGAGCUCAUCCUCGUCGCAUCCACAACCCGCGGCAGCCCCGAGGUCGAACUCGCCGCCCUCGCCGCCGCCUACCCACACCUCGUCACCCUCACGCUCACCGUGGACAUCUCGCAGAGACACUGGGAGGACGCGCUCGGCGAGCCGAGCCGCACUCUGCGGUGCACACCCCUCCGCUCGCUCCUCGCGCCCCUCGCGCCCCUCCGCCGCCUCCGCGCGCUGCACAUCGUCGUGCAGGGCUGCGGGUUCGGCUACAACGCUGCGGAGCUCGAGGCGGGCGUGGCGGCGUGGCCUGCGCUCUCCGAGCUCCGGCUCGCCGUCGAGCCCGAGUCGUGCCUCGAGGACGCGGUCGGCGACGAGUGCGAGGAGGUGGCGGGGCUGGAGGUGCUCGCGUCGGUCGCGCGCGCGUGCCCCGGGCUGCGCGUGCUGCACCUCCCGCGGACCGCGCUCGUCGUGGGUGCGCUGGACGCCGCGCGCGCAGACGUGCUCCCCCACGGCGUCCUGUACGAGCUGCGGCUCGGGGAGGUGGGGGUGCGCGGGGGGCUGGAGGGCGACGAUGGCGAGGCGGAGCGGGAGGUGCACGCGUUUGUCCAGGCGGUGUUUCCGGGUGCGGCGCGGCUGGCCAUGAUUCAUCUCGACCGUGGUGGUGGUGGUGGUGGUGGUGGUUCGCCGUAG
Epithele typhae is the source of this 861-nucleotide messenger RNA. RefSeq lists its product as uncharacterized. Bases 1 to 861 code for a protein of 286 amino acids. NCBI's taxonomy places the organism in Eukaryota, Fungi, Basidiomycota, Agaricomycetes, Polyporales, Epitheliaceae. The record is from RefSeq and is a predicted model, not a curated record. The transcript has a single exon.